CAAAAUAACGCAUCGUAGCAAGAAACUACAUGAACUUGUUUAUUUUUCUUUUGAGAAUGAAUUUGUAGAUACGAAAUACGAAAUGAGACAGCUGAUUGUGUAAUCUGUUCAAGAGCAGUCGAGAGUGAAUCAAAAUCAAUUAUCAUCUGAAAGAUCUUUUGUUGUACACGUUUGCGUUUGGUUUUUUUAAAUGAAUUUCGUUUCUUUCUAGAAUUUUGGACUAUUUUAUUGCGAUGAUGAACUAUCUAUACGUUAACUACAGUCUUUAUUCGUAAUUGUUUGACUUCCCUUUCUUCAAAAUCAAGUACAUUACAGCGUUAAAGUGUAGGUAUAGUAAUGGAUGCUCCAGCUAUCGGUAUCGAUUUGGGUACGACAUAUUCGUGCGUUGGUGUAUUCCAACACGGUAAAGUCGAAAUUAUCGCCAACGAUCGAGGUAACAGAACGACGCCGAGUUGCGUCACAUUUACAGAUUCAGAAAUAUUGAUUGGUGAUUCAGCCAAAAAUAGAUCGAUCAGAAACAUACAUAAUACCAUUUACGAUGUCAAAAGAUUAAUGGGUCGUAAAUACGACGAUCCUGAUGUUCAGGCCGACAUGAAGCACUGGCCGUUUCCGGUCGCUAGUGUAAACAACAAACCGAAUAUUAAAGUAGAGUUCAGAGGAGCUUCCAAAACGUAUUCUCCUGAAGAGAUUUCUUCGAUGAUCUUACAAAAAAUGAAAGAGAGCGCCGAAGCCUAUUUGGGAAAAACGGUUACAAAAGCUGUCAUUACUGUGCCAGCGUAUUUCAAGGAUUCUCAAAGAUCGGCUACAGUUGACGCUGCUAAAAUCGCGGGUUUGGACGUUUUACGUAUAAUUAACGAACCUACUGCCGCUGCCAUUGCUUAUGGUCUGGAGAAAAAAAGUCUCGACGAGCAUAACGUAUUGAUUUUCGACUUCGGCGGAGGUACGUUGGAUGUUUCCAUUCUCGCAAUUCAAAAUGGCAUUUUCGAGGUGAUUUCAACGGCCGGCGAUAGUCACUUGGGCGGCGGAGAUUUUGACGUAGAAAUGGUGGAAUAUUUCGCUAAAGAAUUCAAAGGCAUGUAUCACAACGACCUUGUUCUUAACAAAAAGUCACUACGUCGUUUGCGAACUGCCUGCGAGAAAGCGAAGAGAGCCUUAUCGUCUGCCACGGAAGCGGACGUAGAAAUCGACGCUCUGCACGAUGGCGAAGAUUUUUACAGUUCAAUCAGCCGUGCUUGUUUCGAUAAAUUGAACGCAGACUUAUUCCGACGCGCAAUGGAUAUCGUUAAAAGGGCAAUCGAACAUGCCAAAAUUGACAAAGGUCGAAUCGAACACGUCGUUUUGGUCGGCGGAUCUUCUCGCAUCCCCAAAAUGCAAGAAUUAUUACAAGAUUUCUUUGGCGGAAAAGAACUAAAUAAAUCGAUCAACCCUGACGAAGCGGUAGCCUACGGUGCAGCGAUCCAAGCAGCUAUUCUGAACGGCGAUCAAUCGAACGUUAUCCAAAAUGUCGUCUUGUUGGACGUAACGCCGUUAUCCUUGGGGACCGGUGUCACAGUUGGAGGCAAUGUCAUAAUGAACGUAGUAAUACAACGUAAUACUAUCGUACCUACCAGACAGACCAAAGAAUUCGUCACCCUUUAUGAUAAUCAAACGGAGGUUCUCAUCGAUGUUUACGAGGGCGAACGUCCAGAGGUAAAAGAUAAUCAUUGGCUCGGCGAAUUCAUUCUCUCUAACAUAACUCCUGCUCGUGCUGGCGGCGUCGAUAUCACCGUCACCUUCGAAAUUGAUGCGAAUGGUAUGCUAAAUGUCACCGCCGUCGAGAAAUCCACCAAUUGGAAAAAAAUAACUAUCAAUUACAAUACUGGUCGAUUAAGCAAGGACGAUAUCGAACGUAUGAUAAAUGACGCUAAAGACCGACGAGUCGACGAAAAAACUCAUCGCGAUUUUUGUGCUGCCAAAAACGCGUUAGAAUCCUAUUGCAAUGGAGUGAAAAACAUGAUAGAUGAUCAGAAAAUGAAGAAUAUCGAUCCAUCCGAUAAAGAAAUCAUUUUCCGAAAAUGCGACGAAACAAUAGAGUGGUUGAAAUUUAUUUCAGACACAAACAAAAAGCCACUCGAAAUGAAACUCGAAGAGUUUAAAAGAGUAUUCGACAGUGUAAUCCUUGUAGCUACGAGUAACAAUAUGCAAAAAAAGGACGAGUAUUAUAGUAUAUUGAGUUUACCCAGAAAUGCAACCACCCAACAAAUUCAAAAUGCGUUCAGGUUGGCUGCCGAAAAAUAUCACCCGGACAAAAGCAAAAUGGAUAGAGAACUAUCCAACAUGUAUUGGAUGGCUUUAAAUGCCGCCAAGGAUGCUUUGCUGAAAAAUUCGAGGAGGCAUUUGAUGAAAAGAAAAAAUGCUGAUUGAAGCUAACCUGCGAGAUGGAAUCGACACUACCUAUUUGUUUUGUUAUUUGUACACUGAUUUUUUUUUUUUGAAGACUGUUAAAUGAGAUGAGAUUUCAUUUCCUAUAUUAAUGUGAUUUUAUAAUUAGGACCAAAAUAUUCUUUAAUCGAUAUUCGCAUCGUUACCUUAAAGUGUUUGUUUUUGUUCUGUUAUUUUUUUUAAUGAAUUGAGUAUUAUUUUUUUAACGUUGUGCAUAUACUAUGAAACGUAUUUAAAAGCCGAUGAAUUUAUGCAAUUAUUCAAUGUAUAUUGUUAGAAAAUAGACCAUAUCUCUAACCUAA
Molecule: messenger RNA, 2723 nt
Organism: Planococcus citri (citrus mealybug)
Lineage: Eukaryota; Metazoa; Arthropoda; Insecta; Hemiptera; Pseudococcidae
Product: heat shock 70 kDa protein II-like
Exons: 8
Coding region: 337-2403 (688 amino acids)
Cellular component (GO): cytosol; cytoplasm; nucleus
Molecular function (GO): ATP binding; ATP-dependent protein folding chaperone
Source: RefSeq, a predicted model, not a curated record